This is a messenger RNA of Ruditapes philippinarum (Manila clam), 869 nucleotides long. Its product is annotated as cadherin-related family member 2-like. Gene Ontology annotation, biological process: homophilic cell-cell adhesion. Gene Ontology annotation, molecular function: calcium ion binding. Lineage: Eukaryota; Metazoa; Mollusca; Bivalvia; Venerida; Veneridae. Gene Ontology annotation, cellular component: plasma membrane. The record is from RefSeq and is a predicted model, not a curated record.
GUACUAUAAGCAAUGAAGAAGUGCCAUGCAGUGAUAGGUUUAGGCUGAACGCUACUGCAUUAAACGAAAAAAAGUUUAAUGGUGAUUUGUAUGUCCUUAAACCGCUGGAUUAUGAAGUGGCCGGUGUAUUUCAAGUUGUUAUAACAGUUGAUGAUGGCUACUUUAAUCAACGAUAUGAUGUUACUGUCAAUGUUAUAGAUGAACAAGAUUUGGGUCCCAUUUGGACUGUGCUGCCAAACAGGAUCACCAUUCUAGAUCAACCAGCGUUGUCACUUGGUGAUACAAUGUAUACUCAGGAAAUAGAGAUUCAAGCUGAAGACCAGGACACUGGAAAAAGGGCUAUAUUCUAUGAAAUCAUACCAAGUGAUUACCAAGGUAUACCUAUACAGAAUGUAUGGGAAAUAAAUAACAGAACUGGCAUCAUAACAAAUAAAGUUAAUCUGGAUUUGGAAGAUACAACUUACUUUCGCUCAUACGAUCCAAAGAUUUUGCGAGAUUUGUGGCUAAUUAGGGUGAAGGCAUGUGAAAUAAUAAGUGAAAAUCCAUUUAAAAUUGGGAAUGAUUCUGAGUGCACAACUAUCGGUACUGUUCCGGUUUCAAUCAAGGAUGUGAAUGACAACCGACCAAUAUUAGACAGAGGGCUUUAUGUUUAUAAUUUAUUAGAGACUGCGCCUACUGGAUUUAUCCUGAAUGAUCCCCCGAUAAUACCUUUUGAUGGAGAUACGGAAUUGUACAACGCAUUCACUAGUGUGUUUCUUGAGAACAGUGAAGAGUUUGAGGUCGGCGGCAUACCAACAGCACCUCAUAUUCAAGUGAAGACUUCCGACUUGAUUGAUUAUGACAGAGGACCGAAGCUAUAUCGACUGACU